CUUCUUGCACAGGUGCCAGAAUUGUUUCCCUGCGAUUUGAACAGUCAUCGUGGGGAGCAUUUAUACUUCAGUUCCUGUAAACCUGACUGAACACAGAGAAAAUGGAUCACCAUGAAGUUACCUCGGAGGCUGACAAAAUCCAUCAAAAUCGUCUCUCAAAUGUCACAGAAGAUGAAGAGCAAGAUGCUGCAUAUACAAUUGUGACAGUCCUAGAUAAAGUGGCCAACAUUGUACACAGUGUACAGGAGAGUCAGAAAAGAAUAGAGGAGCGACACAGAGAAAUGGAGAACGCUAUCAAGACCAUACAGAUUGAUAUUUUAAAGCUUGCCCAGACUCAUGGCAAUACAGGCUAUACUGUUAACAAGUUGCUUGAGAAAACCUGCAAAGUUAGUUCCCACAUUAAAGAAGUGAGGGCACGUGUGGAAAAGCAGAGUGCUAAUGUGCGAAAGGUUGAAGCAAAACAAGAGGAGAUGCUGAGAAAAAACAAAUUUCGGGUUGUAAUAUACCAGUCCAUCUGGUGUCGAUGGGCCUUCCUUGUCAAGCGGGACAUAACUCCUGUUGGAGACCAGCAUUUCACACUAGUUAAUGGCUGUCUCUUGCCUGGUGAUUUACAGUUACAGAGGCUUACAAUGCAAACACGCAGCUAUUACCUUGUAAUGUGGGAUACAGACAUUAUAAGAGACAAAGGAGACUUUGCUGAGAGCCUCCUUGCAUCUGAUUUUCUUGAACAGAAUCAGCAUCUUGAAUUAGCCUCUUCACUCUUCAUGUUCCCAUCCCUGUUUAGAUCAGCUACAGCAAGAGUGGAUUCCUCUUAG
Molecule: messenger RNA, 815 nt
Organism: Terrapene triunguis (Three-toed box turtle)
Lineage: Eukaryota; Metazoa; Chordata; Testudines; Emydidae
Product: caveolae-associated protein 4
Exons: 3
Coding region: 102-815 (237 amino acids)
Biological process (GO): regulation of gene expression
Cellular component (GO): caveola; cytoplasm
Source: RefSeq, a predicted model, not a curated record